Sphaeramia orbicularis (orbiculate cardinalfish) is the source of this 8253-nucleotide messenger RNA. RefSeq names its product poly [ADP-ribose] polymerase tankyrase-1. The record is from RefSeq and is a predicted model, not a curated record. The transcript has 29 exons. Lineage: Eukaryota; Metazoa; Chordata; Actinopteri; Kurtiformes; Apogonidae. Bases 24 to 3848 code for a protein of 1274 amino acids. Gene Ontology annotation, molecular function: NAD+ poly-ADP-ribosyltransferase activity; protein binding.
GUGGGGACUGUUGUGUUGUGAAAAUGGCGGCUCCUCGUCGCUCCUCUCAGCAGCUGCAGCCCAACUCCCUGCUGUCCUCCCCGCCCCGCAGCGCCUCUCGGCCCGUCACCCCUCCUGGUUCUCCGCCGACACCCACCGAAGAUGCCAGCCCGGUUUCCCUCGGACCGACCUCGGAGGACCCGCCUGACGGUGAGGUAACCCCGGCCUCUCCCACCGCCUCCUCCCCAGCCCCGGCCCUCAGCAGCAGCAGCAGCAGCAGCUCCAGCAGCACCGCUAGCUCCCCGACCAGCACCGAGGACAGCGGGACCAGCGCCGACUCCACGCCCGAGUCAGGGAGCGGCAACGCGGUCAGCGGAGGCGGCGGCGGCGGUGCAAACGGGGCUUUCAGGGAGCUGUUCGAAGCCUGUCGGAACGGAGAUGUGUCCAGGGUGAAGAAGCUGGUGGAUGCGGUGAACGUGAAUGCUAAAGACAUGGCAGGACGCAAGUCAACCCCCCUGCACUUCGCUGCAGGUUUCGGGAGGAAAGAUGUGGUGGACCAUCUGCUUCAAACAGGUGCUAAUGUUCACGCUCGGGACGACGGGGGCCUGAUCCCACUUCACAACGCCUGCUCCUUCGGUCACUCAGAGGUGGUGUCCUUGUUGCUGUGUCAGGGCGCUGACCCCAACGCUCGAGACAACUGGAACUACACACCGCUUCAUGAGGCGGCCAUCAAGGGCAAAAUAGACGUUUGUAUAGUGUUACUGCAGCAUGGAGCUGACCCCAACAUCCGCAACACCGACGGAAAGUCUGCCCUGGACCUGGCUGAACCGUCAGCCAAGGCCGUGCUCACAGGUGAAUACAAGAAGGAUGAGCUGCUGGAGGCGGCGAGGAGUGGGAAUGAGGAGAAGCUGAUGGCCUUGCUUACUCCACUAAACGUCAACUGUCAUGCGAGUGACGGCCGCAAGUCCACGCCGCUCCACCUGGCAGCCGGAUACAACAGAGUGCGGAUUGUUCAACUGUUGCUACAGCACGGAGCUGAUGUUCACGCCAAGGACAAGGGUGGUCUGGUGCCUCUACAUAAUGCCUGCUCCUAUGGACACUAUGAAGUCACUGAGUUGCUGCUAAAGCAUGGAGCCUGUGUCAAUGCCAUGGAUCUUUGGCAGUUCACUCCCCUCCAUGAAGCAGCGUCUAAAAACCGAGUGGAGGUUUGCUCUCUGCUGCUGAGCCACGGCGCUGACCCCACCCUCCUCAACUGCCACAGCAAGAGCUCUGUGGACAUGGCGCCCACUCCUGAGCUGAAGGAGAGGCUUACAUAUGAGUUUAAGGGCCACUCGCUGCUUCAAGCUGCCCGAGAAGCCGACAUGGCCAAGGCGAAAAAGACGCUGGCGUUGGAGAUCAUCAACUUCAAACACCCUCACACACAUGAGACUGCACUGCAUUGUGCAGUGGCUUCACCUCACCCGAAGAGGAAACAGGUGACGGAGCUGCUGCUGAGGAAAGGAGCCAACGUCAAUGAGAAGAAUAAAGAUUUCAUGACUCCUCUCCAUGUAGCAGCGGAACGGGCUCAUAAUGACAUUAUGGAGGUGCUGCAGAAGCAUGGCGCUAAGGUCAAUGCCCUGGACACGCUGGGUCAAACGGCCUUGCACCGUGCUGCGCUGGCGGGCCACCUUCAGACCUGCAGGCUGUUGCUAGGAUACGGGGCUGACGCCUCGCUGGUGUCACUACAGGGCUUCACUGCAGCUCAGAUGGGAAAUGAAGCUGUUCAGCAAAUACUCAAUGAAAACGUCCCGGUGAGAAACUCCGACGUGGACUACAGGCUGCUGGAAGCUGCUAAAGCUGGAGACCUGGACACUGUCAAGUCACUGUGUACAGCUCAGAAUGUGAAUUGUAGAGAUUUGGAAGGACGACACUCCACCCCACUUCACUUCGCUGCCGGAUACAACCGAGUGUCAGUGGUGGAGUAUCUGCUGCACCACGGCGCUGACGUCCAUGCCAAGGACAAAGGUGGUCUGGUUCCCCUCCAUAACGCCUGUUCAUACGGUCACUACGAGGUGGCAGAGCUGCUGGUCAGACAUGGAGCCUCAGUAAACGUGGCCGACCUGUGGAAGUUCACACCGCUCCAUGAGGCCGCGGCCAAGGGCAAAUAUGAGAUCUGCAAACUGCUGCUGAAGCACGGAGCAGACCCUACCAAGAAGAACCGGGACGGGAACACACCCCUGGACCUGGUCAAAGACGGGGACACUGACAUCCAGGACCUGCUGAGAGGAGACGCCGCGCUGCUGGACGCGGCUAAGAAAGGCUGCCUGGCCAGGGUGCAGAAGUUAUGCAGCCCCGACAACAUUAACUGUCGCGACACUCAAGGACGCAACUCCACCCCGCUGCACCUCGCAGCCGGCUACAACAACUUGGAGGUGGCGGAGUAUCUGCUGGAGCACGGCGCCGAUGUGAACGCACAGGACAAAGGAGGGCUCAUACCUCUGCACAAUGCAGCCUCAUAUGGGCAUGUGGACAUUGCCGCCCUGCUGAUCAAGUACAACACGUGCGUCAACGCCACAGACAAGUGGGCGUUCACUCCCCUCCACGAGGCGGCUCAGAAGGGGCGGACCCAGCUCUGUGCUCUGCUAUUGGCUCAUGGGGCCGAUCCCACCAUGAAGAACCAGGAGGGACAGACGCCGCUAGACUUGGCAACGGCUGAUGAUAUCAGAGCGUUGUUGAUUGACGCCAUGCCACCAGAUGCUCUGCCCAGCUGCUUAAAACCUCAAGCCACUGUGGUGAGUGCAAAUGUGGUGAGCACCGGCGCAACGGGGGGCGUGGUCAUCUCUCCGUCUCCGUCCCCGUCCUGCUUGUCUGCGGCCAGUAGCAUAGACAAUCUGACCACGCCCCUCAACGACAUCACAGUAGCCGGCGCCACAGGACCAGCAGAUGGAGCGUCUGGAUCAGACAGGAAGGAAGGAGAAACUCUGCUCGACAUGACCAUCAACCAGUUUUUGAAGAGUCUGGGGCUGGAACACCUACGAGACAUCUUCCAAAGGGAACAGAUUUCACUGGACGUGUUGGCAGACAUGGGUCAUGAGGAGCUCAAGGAGAUCGGCAUCAACGCUUACGGGCACAGACACAAACUCAUCAAGGGCAUCGAGAGGCUGCUGGGAGGCCAGCAAGGUGCAAACCCAUACCUGACAUUCCACUGCUCCAGCCAGGGUACCAUGCUGAUUGACUUGGCACCAGACGACAAGGAGUUUCAGUCUGUGGAGGAAGAACUACAAAGCACCAUCAGAGAGCACCGUGAUGGAGGCAACGCAGGCGGAGUCUUCAGCCGGUACAACAUCAUUAAGAUUCAGAAGGUGGUGAAUAAGAAGCUGCGGGAGCGCUAUGCACAUAGACAAAAAGAAAUCGCAGAUGAGAAUCACAACCACCACAAUGAGCGCAUGCUCUUUCACGGUUCUCCAUUCAUUAACGCCAUCAUCCAUAAGGGCUUCGAUGAGCGUCACGCCUACAUUGGUGGCAUGUUUGGUGCUGGCAUCUACUUUGCUGAGAACUCCUCCAAAAGCAACCAGUAUGUCUAUGGGAUUGGUGGAGGCACAGGAUGUCCCACCCACAAAGACCGCUCCUGCUAUGUGUGCCACAGACAGAUGCUGUUCUGCAGAGUGACACUGGGGAAGUCAUUCCUUCAGUUCAGUGCAAUGAAAAUGGCCCACGCCCCUCCAGGUCACCACUCUGUCAUAGGACGGCCGAGUGUCAACGGCCUGGCAUAUGCAGAGUAUGUCAUCUACAGAGGGGAGCAGGCGUAUCCAGAAUACUUGAUCACCUAUCAGAUUGUGAAGCCGGAGAGUCUGGCCACACCUGCUGCCUCUGCGGAACAGAAGUCCUAAAACACAAUCACAGCUGAAUCAAAAAGGACCUUGGGCUGCAGCCUCACUCUCCAAGGACUAGAAGUGACCUAGAAGGUUUUCGAAACCUUACACCCACAAGAAAAGUCUCCAGAACUGACCUUUACGUGGGUGAGGUGACACAUAAUCCAGGCAGGAGUCGGGUGAACUGUGGAUCAGGAAGAAGACGAUGGCCAGGCAGUGUCUAUAAGUUCGGGGAUACAAUACAAGCACGGUCCAAACUGGGUGAUGAUUAAAAAAAAUCCAUCAUUCUUUAAUCAGUUGGGUUUAAUUAAGAAGAAGGAAAUGAUAAUGAUUUAAUUAGCAUUUCUCAAAGCAUAUCACUAAGCUGAAAAUGCGGCUCUUUGGCUUGUUCUACACAAAAAAACAAAAAAAAAACAACUAUCAAAUCCAAACGCCUCUGCCUUUGCACUGCUCAUGUAUUCUACCCCUUUCCCAUUUUUAAUGUGUUGUUUUUGAUAUUUUGUCCUCUUCUGGUAAUGUGCAUCAUCAACAAAACAACUCCCCGAGGCUUCUUCCAGUCACAGCUUUAUCACACAGAAACAACAAGGAUCCAGGGCAUUAAUGUUACACCUCAUCACAUUUUCACCAUUAAGACUCACGCGAACAUGAAACAGCUCUCUGUGAUCUCACACCCUUCCGCCGUGUACGAAGAGGACGCGAUAGCCUGAGUGAGGAAACACAACAGGACACUACAAGACCAUAAUCCACUGCUGUGACCAGUGACAUCUGCACGCUUUCCACUACAAACCACACUGGGACGCAUUCAGGAAGACUCAUAAAAAAACACACCUACAGAUGUGCCAAAGGGUGUGUGGGUUUUCUUGGACUGAAAAUCCCUGAUGAAUUGUGACAGGGAUGCAGGACUCACAAUAACUGCAUGUAAUUGGCCAAGGCAUCUGUCAGUCAAGUCAACAGAACCUCAGAUACACUGUCCCACCAUUUUUGAGUUCAAUCAGAGUAAGACAUGUUUAAAAAAAAAAAAAAAAAAAAGAAGGGGGAAAUUGAAUGUGUUACGGAGAAUGUAGAGGUUUCCGUUCUGCCUGAGGGUUAAACAUUUCAACUUAUCAGAACUCAUACUGGGCAAUAUGGUUGAAAAUACCAUCAUAAUGUGACUAUAAUAAAAGAUUGAACACUGAAUAGAAGCAGAACUUUCAUACGUCUGGUUCCACUCAGACAUGGUGGGUCACAGAUUGUUACAGAGCUAUUACAAUUGGACUUUUUUAGUUGAUUAACCAUCAUAAAUAUUUGGAGUUGCAGUUCAGAGAAACUGGCUUGCAGCGUAGUCUCAAGUCAUUUCAUCACAAUAUCACCACACUAAGGAUAGAAAUGUUUACACCUCAAUCGCCUGGUCAGUUGCCUUUUAUAGCAUAAGAACCCCAAAAGACAAUGAGCUAAACAGUGCACAUCCUUGCUGCUUACAUACACUUACUAGGACUUACUGUUCCCAAGAUGAGAAAUUAUUUGGAGUCAGUAGCGUUAACUUCUCAGUUUCUAGGGGCAUUUCUCUCUCUGUGAUUAUUCUUAAUAGAGCCAAGCCUGUAUCAGGAAGCAGGAUUAAAAGGUCAGCGGGUUAAAUUAAGGUAGAACCCCGGGUUUUCACCGUCAUGAAAAAAACAAUUAACUUUUGACAGGAAUCAUCGAGGUGACUUACAAUGCUCUCAUAACCUGUUGGACAUAAACGCGAGCCUUAAUGACCAGUCAGUUCUCUUGGAUUCGCAGAUUACAUAAUGAGGGAGGGAUUACAUAAUCCUAAAACUGCAGACAGACUGAUUAAAACACUAAAUUCUUGAACUUGUUGACCUUAUAAGUAGAGCUGGGAAAUGCACCCAAAAACUUCAAUUUGUUUUUGUUUUUUUUUCCAAUGUUAUGGGUGAUUUAUGAUUUUAAUAAAUAGUUUUUACUGGCUUUAAACUGAGGAUAAAACAUGAUUUACUAAAACUACAUGCCCUAUAGGACUGGAGAAACACAUUUACUUACUAUACUGUAAAAAGUAAACUGGCUGAUAUUUUUAUAAAAGGGAAAGGCCUCCAAUGUAGUAAUCACAAUUUUGUGAAUCAGGCAUUUUCACAGUUUUCAGUAAGCAAAACCUUGAUUAAUUAAAUGAAUCUGAUAUCUUACCAGCCCUCAACUUGAAAUUUACCUCUUCAGCUUUUGAAUUUUUUUCCCAUUUUAAAGUUUUCAGGGCUUACAUGAAAGAAUAAUGCUCAAAUCAUAUUAUAAGACUUGAUCUAAUUCACACAACACAUAACUUUAAUUGUAAUCAGAUCCUCUUGUGCCUUAAUGAUGUGAUAUUGAUGAGAAUAUUUGGCUACAACAAAACUCCUCACAUUUGUUUAGGAUUAUAGUCUCUUCUUGUGAUAUAUGUGUGUCUAUGUUUGUGAUUUGCCCCUUUUAUAAGACUGAGUUCUUAACUACAGGUGGACAACCUUGGCUAUCCUGAUUUUGUUGGACUUGCUUCGUGAUACAGGCCCCGGGGAUUUUUCUGUUUUUAUUUAAGGCCAGUGUUACAUCCAUUCCUCUUUUCUGCUGCAUUACCAUCUACAUUUUAAUCUGAAUCUUCUGUGUUUUGUAUCUUCUUGUCACUUGGAUGAAACCACUUGUUUUUCCUCUGUUGUUUACAUGCAGCUGCUGCCUUCUCACAUGUUUUCUCUUUGCCUGUGUCUGUUGACGCCUCCUAGUGGUGCAACAUAGGAAUUACUGUCUCACAGUAUUAAGUUGAUGAGAAUUUUGUAGAAAUGCAAAUUCCACAGAGUUAGAAGUAUUUAUUUUUUAUUUUUGAGAUACACUCAUGUGUUUACACUCCUUAAACAUUAAGAAAAUGUGAAAAGUCGGCCUAGUUGCUGCAAACUUAAGCCAUUCAGCAAGAUAUGUCUAUAACCAAAUAUCUGCAGGUAGAAUGAGGUUAUAAGAAGGAUGGCAAAUUUAGUUACUGUACAUAUCCUUUGGGUUAAAACAUUCAUUUCAUCACUCUACCAUGUACAAGCAACCUCAUAACAGGAUAAUAAAUCUAUUCGUGCUAUGUAUUCUACACUGAAGUUUUUUGUUGUUUUAAUUUUACUGUCCAUGUUUUUUUUUUUUCACUUUAUUAUUUAUAACAGAUGAACAAAAUGAAUGCAUUGUAUACGACAAGGGACCACAAGUUCAGUUUGUGUCGUGUUACAUUUAGCAGGUCUUUGAUAAUCUAUAGAGGUUUGUGACAAUUAAUAAAUGGCCUUGAACUGAGGUGGGAAGUCCAUGUGAUAGAUUUUAUCCAGCUCAUACAGAAUGAGCGUUAGCUUUCUGGACAGCAGACUAAUGUCAGACUCCAUUUAAAACUGCUCUAAUUUUGUCAUCAUACGUCAGACCGAUUUCUGCUUUUUCCAAGUAAAACCAACAACUGUGUUGGUUUAAUUUUGUCUUUCGAGCUGCCUGCUAUGACUAAUAAGAACCUUAAACCUUUUUAUGUGACAAUUUUCAAGCUGUGACUUGAGAUUUCAACAUUUUCUCCUCAGUUUUGUUCAACGUUUGGAAGGAGACACAGCCAACACAUCUGAAAGCAAUAGUUUAUCAAUUGACAAUCGGAUUCAUUCUCCGCAAAAUAAGCAAAUGCAUUAAAAAGAAAAAUGUAAUUAAUAAAGGAGAAUACGUUGCUUGGGUGAUUCAGUUAGAAACAAGAAGAAUAAAUGUUUGCGGUGGAUUAAAGUUUUAGAAAGUAGAAAAUCCUGGAUUAGAGCACAGGACCAUGGAGAAAAUAAGUAUUUCAGUAUGACCACAUUGACAACAAUGAUUUGAUUUCCUGGAGGACCAAAUGGGAACCAGUACCUAAAGGUCCAGUUAGACUUCUACCCAGAUCAGCAGUAUGUGUCAGUUCUGGGACAGAAGUCUCAGAUGAAGUGGCUGAUUUAGCACAGACAGAGCAGGUGGAGUUUAUGAUGUUGACCCCAUUAAGGUCAGCAGUAUUGUAUGAUUUAUUAAAACGAGAGCCAUGGGCUUUGUUUCAAAUGAGACUGUAAAUAAACUAACACCAGAUGGGCCUUUACGGGGUCUUUUAUGGAUUAUUUUGAGUUUAUUUUCCUCUUUUAUUUCCUUUGAAAGACUUUUCAAAGACUUUUUUUUAAUGUGGUAACUGUUUCAGUUGUGUCGUGGCUGGUCUGUUUUCUAUUCUGACUGAAGAGCCAGUCGGCCAUCUUGUAAAUAUUUGGAGAGGAACGUUUGUGAGAGGUAAUCACUCUGUAUUUCAUCUGGUCUGGUCUCACAAAACCAGUGUGAUUAAGACAUUUCCUCCUGCAUUAUGACCUCCUGUGUACAGAUGAUUGUACAGAGCUGCUGACCAGCUAACAUGUGGAAAAGAAAAGCUUCUUCACUCUUGUACAGAAGAAAAUCCUUAAUAAAUGAGUUUAACCUG